GACGUCAUAAUUCAAUGGUGCUUUGCUUCAACAGUGUUUGAACGGGCAUCCUAGUGUUUUCUAAUUAAAUUUCCAUAAUUUCAGAUCACUUUGUUUUCAUAUUAUAUCUAAAUUGAAAACCAGAAGGUAAGAUGGCUACCAGUCGAGUCAGACAAAAUUUCCAUGAAGAAUGCGAAGCCGGAAUCAACAAACAAAUUAAUAUGGAAUUGUACGCCAGCUACGUAUAUCUCUCCAUGAGUUACUACUUUGAUCGAGAUGAUGUUGCAUUGCCAGGUUUUGCCAAAUAUUUCAAGAAAAGCAGCGAUGAAGAACGUGAACAUGCUGAAAAGUUCAUGAAAUAUCAGAACAUGAGGGGUGGACGAAUUGUGUUAAAAGCAAUUGAGAAACCUGCUGUCGAUGAUUGGGUAAGUGGUAUUGAUGCCAUGAAGGCUGCUUUAGAACUUGAAAAAACUGUCAACCAGGCUCUGCUGGACCUGCAUGCAAUUGCUACUAGUCACAAUGAUGCCCAGAUGUGCGACUUCUUGGAAAGUGAAUACUUGAAGGAACAAGUGGAAGCCAUCAAGGAAUUAUCUGGAUAUGUUACCAACUUGCAGCGUGUGGGAACUGGGCUUGGCGAGUACAUGUUCGACAAAGAAACCCUCCAUGGAGAAGAAUAAAUCUUUUGUUUGUACGCACAACUGUCAACUUAAGUAUAAAGAUUCCAGAAUCAAUGCAUGUAACAUUUGUUCAAAAAAGUUUAGCAAGUUCCAUAUGUAAAAGUCAAUAUCCAUUUGUAAUCUAUGUAGAAUCUUGAAACCUAAGUAAAGUAACUUAAAUGUAAGAAA
Argiope bruennichi is the source of this 824-nucleotide messenger RNA. Its product is annotated as soma ferritin-like. Gene Ontology annotation, molecular function: ferric iron binding; ferrous iron binding. NCBI's taxonomy places the organism in Eukaryota, Metazoa, Arthropoda, Arachnida, Araneae, Araneidae. The transcript is spliced from 4 exons. The record is from RefSeq and is a predicted model, not a curated record. Gene Ontology annotation, cellular component: cytoplasm. Gene Ontology annotation, biological process: iron ion transport; intracellular iron ion homeostasis. The coding region runs from base 132 to 656 and encodes 174 amino acids.